AUGGAGGGGCAGCGCGCCAGUUAUGGGGCGCAGCACGUCCCGGGUCUCACGGACCAACGCUUCGAGGGGCAAAUUGUGAGGUAUUUGCCCGACAAGGGCUACGGCUUCAUCAGGUGUCAAGAGUUGCGACAAAGUCGCUAUCCCGACCGGGAUAUAUUUCUGCAUCAGAAGCAGCUGGGGAACUUCAAAGAGGGCGACGCCGUGAGCUUCGGGAUCCUGCUGAAUCGCGACGGCAAGCCCACGGCCACCGAGCUUGCCUACUUGAACGGUGGCGGCCAGCAACAACAACAGCAGCCGCAGCAGUACCAGCAGCAGUACGACCAGCAGUACCAGCAGCAGUACUCGCAACAGUACCAACAGCAGCCGCAGCAGCAGCAACAGUACGAGCAGCAGUACCAACAACAGUACCAGCAGUACCCACCGCAGUACCAGCAGCAGUCGCAAGACCACUAUGGCAUGCAGGGCAUGCAAGCUUUUGGUGGCCAGGAACAGGCGGCCGCCUGGGAGCCGCAGGAGGAAGAAGGCACUCACGAAGUGGAAGUGCCCAAGGAUGUGGUGUCCCAGCUGGAGGGAGGCCGACUGCAUCAAUUGAAGCAGAUGGCUGGUGGUGAUAUCCAAAUCGCCUUCCAGACGAAGCCCGAUCAUGGGAACGCCGUGGCCGUGAUUCGAGGGCCGCAGGCACAUGCCAGUCUGGGUGCCAUCCUGGUGAUGCAGGAGCUUUGCGACCUGGUUCAGAUCCCCGUGUGA
Molecule: messenger RNA, 747 nt
Organism: Durusdinium trenchii
Lineage: Eukaryota; Dinophyceae; Suessiales; Symbiodiniaceae
Source: the annotation of a GenBank genome assembly